CCUAUUUGCCGUAGUUGAAGCCGAGUAAAACUAUGGCGGCUGUCAUCUGACUCAAAACUUUUGACGUGAUAAACUUUUGGAUGUGGUAUGUCUUUAACCGUCCAGUCUUCCGGAUGUUGGAUGCUUUAUGCUCUUAAUUUUAAAAUCACAGACACCAGAUAAAAACACACCAUUUUCUAUUAAUGGUUCGCAUUUUUUACCCGGCAAAGAUGUGAUGGUUAGCGCUGUGAGCUAACGCCAACUACCGUGAAGCUAGCUAGCCACUUUGAACAACUUACAGCAGUCCUCAAUCCGCAUACAUCUCGUUAAUGUAGAUGCCAUCGCUUAGGUCGUGCUUAUAACUCAACCGAGUGCCUGCUGUUGAUGCUGGACAUUUUGUCGUCGGCAGCAAAAUGUGUCGUUUUCUACGCUACUGUGUCAGUCACUGUCUGCAUGCGGCAAUGACCAGACUGGAGGAGGUCAAUGGAGAGGUUAGUAUGUGGUCCUCUGUCCGGUUCCUGGGCUACUUGUCCGGCCUCAACCUGCUGCUCGCCCUGUGUCUGGGGCUCUACGUGCGGUGGGAGAACACGGAGGAGUCCACCAUUCUCGUCGCCUUUGUUUUGGCUCUGUUUGUCCUCGGAAUAGCAAGUAUACUUUACUACUACUUCAACAUGGAGAAAGUGAGCCUGAGCCUCCUCCACCUGUGGCUCGGCUUUUUGCUGGGUCUGCUUUGUUUCCUCAACAGCCCUGCGCUCAAAAACGACGUCAAAGAGCAGGCGACUAACUAUAUGCUGCUGGCCAGUAUUGCUUUAAGGACGCUGUGGGCCCUUCUGGAGAGAGUGUGUGGAUGCACCAGAUACCGAGCCGCCUUUCUCACCUCAGCAGAGUUCCUGGAGCUGGCAGGUUUCGCCAUCUCCAGCACUGUGCUGCUCAUUCAGAAAUCAGUGAGUGUGAUGGUGCUGGUGAUGGCCCUGGCCACAAUCAUAGUUGCCCUGCGGGUGAAAGCUCUCCUGGCUCUGCCCAACUUGGUCUGCUUUGCUGUCAUCACCGCCGUGCUGUUCUUCAGAUCCCUGGAUAUCAACACCAACCCGUUUGCCCUCGCCUGCUUCUUCAGCCAGCUCAUCUGUGACCCCCUGCUUGAUGUCUACUUCAGUGGUCUGUCGGUGACAGAGUGCUGGCAGCCUUUUCUGCUCUGGAGGGGCUUGUGGCGUAAGCUCACCCUGUUGCCUGUCCUGGUGGUGGAGCUGAUCUUCGUCAUCAUCGCAGCUCGGAAGCUGGCAGACCUGGACCGCUGGUACCUAACAAUCCCAGGGUUCCUGGUGUUUGGCCUCUUUUGGGUCAUUUCCCACAUGGCGUUUGUCAUCACAGUGUGGGGUUUUCACACCAAACUCAGCGACUGCCAGAGGGUGUGCCUGUCUUCGGGAGUUGGGAACCUGGACAAAGUCAUGGCCUCCAAGGGUAUGAGGCACUACUGCCUCAUCUCUGACCGUCUAGUGAGCUGCACGCUGGUGUCAUCUAUAGUCCUUGUUGCACUUUCAUGGCAGGUAGAGACAGCCUCCAGCAGUAUCUUCAUGAGCACGUUUCUACUGGUGCUGCCUCUGGAGUCUCUGUUCCAUGGGCUUUUCCACGAGCUGGGAAACUGCCUGGGAGGGACCUGUGUGGGCUACGCACUGGUCAUCCCCACCAACUACUGCAGUCCAGACGGGCAGCCCCUGCUGCUUCCUCCAGACCAGGUGCAGGAGUUGAACUUGCGUUCCACCGGCAUGCUGAACAAUGUGCAGCGUUUCUUCGCCCACCACCUCAUUGAGCCAUUUGGCUGCGACUAUUCCACCAGUGGCGUGACUCUGGAGGCCCUGCAGGCCAAGGUCAAAUCCUUCAUGGAGCUCCGCACUGCUGACGGCCCCCGUUACGACACCUAUAUUAUCUUCUACAGCGGUCACACCCAUCGCUCAGGAGAGUGGGCAUUGACAGGAGGCGACACUCUUCGCCUGGAGGAGAUCGUGGAUUGGUGGAGGGAGAAGAACGGCAGGUUCUGUUCCCGCCUCAUCCUUGUGCUGGACUGUGAGAACUCCCUGCCAUGGGUGAGAGAGGUCAGGAACGUGGAAGGCGUGUACAUGGCUGUGCAGGGUGCAGAGCUUGCCCGGGUGACUGACAUCGAGCUGCAGGACAGACCCCAGCUCGGGGACUUCACCUCGCAGUGGGUGGAGUAUAACUGCAACACCAACAGUGACAUCCAGUGGUCUGAGAAGGGCAGGGCAGUCUCCGCCGCCUACGGCAUCUCCAAACACUGGAGUGACUACACGCUGCACCUGCCCACAGAGAGUGACGUCACCAAGCACUGGAGGACGUACUUCCCCAGUGUGGCCUCCCCGGUGGUCCAGCUAGCCGUCCAGUCUGAGGGCCCAAACCAGCACGGGCUCUGCAGCGUCUGCUUAAGAUGCAUCCGGAGAAUCAAACUCAACUGGUUCCCACCUGCUAUACUGGACACCGGCCAGGGCUUCAAGCUGGUCAGAUCUUAGAAAAUAAGUGAAGGCUUUGAGUAUAAAAUGUAUUUCACAGAGAUUGAGAAUAUUUUCUAAAAGUUUUUAUUAUUGUUAUCUUGGUUGUAUACUGUUAUACUUGUUUGGAGCCUGAGCAGAGGCAGCUAUUGCUAACCAAUGCACAGUGAGUACUGGCUACAGAUGAAGCUGAUCAGUUUCUGAUAUGUGCAUUUUGAAAUAUUGCCUUUUACUACCAGUUUUUAUAUUCUUUGCCAUUUGUUCUGUGUCGCUUUGUUUUUAAAUUUGAUUUAGACAUCUAGUGAUCGGGAUGGGACGGCCUCACAUUUACAGCCGAUAUUUUGCACACAACUUUUUAACUGUAUUUACUGAUUUCCACCUUGAAUUUACAUGCGCAUUGUGCCUUUGAAAAUCACCAAAGAACCAAAGGCUACCAAGGCUGAUGUUGUUUUCCUUAAACCAAAAU
Myripristis murdjan (pinecone soldierfish) is the source of this 2943-nucleotide messenger RNA. RefSeq names its product transmembrane protein 168b (gene tmem168b). The coding region runs from base 393 to 2498 and encodes 701 amino acids. NCBI's taxonomy places the organism in Eukaryota, Metazoa, Chordata, Actinopteri, Holocentriformes, Holocentridae. The transcript has 4 exons. The record is from RefSeq and is a predicted model, not a curated record.